Fusarium venenatum is the source of this 1371-nucleotide messenger RNA. The record is from RefSeq and is a predicted model, not a curated record. Lineage: Eukaryota; Fungi; Ascomycota; Sordariomycetes; Hypocreales; Nectriaceae.
AUGCCGACUCAACCCCUCACUUGUUCCAGCAUGGAGCAUGCUACUCAAAAGAUAGUGAUCGAAGACUUUGUCAAUAGAGCCAGAACAGUGGCUGCACUGCGACCGGAUGACCAAGAGGCCUUGCGUCGGGCUCGAGUGGCUAUCCGAUUCUAUCGCAGCUUUUGCAGUUCUUGUCCAACUCCCGGGCUUCAGACAUUGCGCCAUAUCAUCGGCUACGUCCGUGACUGGGUUGACCAGGAGGGUAGGAUGCAUCGAUCAGAGGAGACCAAAACAUUGAUGUCUCUAGAUCGCACCUGCAAACUAUUUCAACAUAUUGCAGAAGAGCAUAUAUACCGCCUAUUGCCAUUCAGAGGGCGCUUUUCGGAAGUAUGGCGGUUUCAUUUCUCAAUCAGUGGCGAGCCUCGUCGCGCCAACCUUAUCCGAUCACUCUACAUUUGGUGGGGUGACGAGUACCAAAGACUGAUUGACAUCGUCCGAACCUGCCCAAAUCUUAAGAGUUUGGCGCUGAGAUGGGCACCUGGAUGCGCAUUCCAAGAAUUAACGCCCGAGUAUCUCAAAAAACACCGAGAGAAUAUAAAGACACUACUCCAAUCAUGCCCUCAAGUCAGGACCUUCAAGUUCUCGGGGGCUUCACACACACAUCGUGAAGUAACGGCCCCGGAAAUGCAUAUCGAGCAGUUCUAUAAAGAGCUCACCGAACUUGAAACAGACAUGAGCUCUGCUUGGGCGACGUAUGCCUUAUCAAAGUAUGACUUCUCCAAUCUAACGACCCUGAGUCUCGGACAACCAUAUUCCGGUUCUGCGAACUAUUUUCUAUAUAAGAUUCCGCCUGAGGUUUUUAGAAAUAUUCUGCGGUUAAGGAAAUUAGCUCUGAGUGUUCGUGAAGAUGUCGGAAAUCUGAUUCAAUUUCUUCCAGCCCUAGAAGAGUUCUUGGUGCUUUCAAUACGCGUCACAAUAGUGACACGAACGAUGAUUGAUAGCAUCACGAGGAUCAGUUGCCCGACGACAUUGCGACUUCGGACUGUCAUUUUGGGAGGACAUCAUAAAUGCCACAUACUUAAACCAUAUCGAACAUCGGAGGAACUCAUAGACUCGGCUCUUCAGUCUAUGAUCGACACACUAUACCCAACCUUGGAGACGCUGUAUCUGGGCUGCCACCGGCCAGUGCAAAGCCCAUGCCUUGAUCAUCUAAAAAAGGCCACCAAUUUGAGAAGACUCAGGAUAUUCUUCGAGGAAGACUGUACCGAGUUUCAAAACCUACAGCAAGAACAGCAGGUAAUGGACAGUGAGUAUCCGUGUUUAGCUGUUGGCGAGCCUUUUGAAUCGCAAUUGCAUGGACAUGAACGAGGCUGGGAUGAAAAGAUAUGGUAA